CAGAAGGGCAGGACCGCAUCCCGGAAGCUGCCAGAAGUAGCUAGCUCUUUAUCAAGGACGUACCCUUUCCUAUUUGGUUAAUAUACCAAAGAGAGCCUUUCGGGGCUUUGCUGUCAAGGUUACUCCACGGGCUCACCUGGAAAAUUUAAGUCUGAAUCGGGAGGCAACACAUCUCAGAGCGUCUGCCGACAGCACGGAUAAAGUGACGGACGGAGCAGAGCCUGCUCACCGGGAUUUUACAUCGCAUCGCAUCAGUUUAGGAUAUUCAGGCAGCUACUUUGGCCCAGCCUUGAUCUCUUUCAGGGUACCUCCACACAAUAUUGCCUAGAUUAAAACAUUUGAAUGAUACAUUUCUCAUAAGGUCGUCAAUAUUGAGGCGGGCGGACCACUAAACCCAUGCGUAACAGCGGGGGAUUUUGGAAUACUGCGUAGCCGCUAAACCACCCAGUCUCUCGGUUAAGAGUUCUGUUAUUUGGAGAUAUCUUCAAGCGAGAGGAAGAUCAACCGGGACCUGUACCCACUUUUAUUCGGAGGCUAAACGGUGAAAACCCGAAGCACACUUGGUGCGCAAUCCUUCUGAGGACGCUCUUGAAAUUGCCGACCUGCGCUUUUGCCCUCGACAAAAAUUGGCAGGCGAGUCGAGAAAAAAAGGCAAAGCUUAUUAACUUUGCAUGCUAGAGGCUAGAGUGUGGAAUCUAAUUUGCAGGGUUACGCUACAUUUGCAUACACUGGAAGACGAGGAUAACCUUAAUCAACAUUUGACAUCGACAAAGCAGCAGCUGGAUUUGGGGGAAACAGAAUGAAUCCGUUUAAUUUGGACCACAGAAGUAUGAGGCAGAUUGCCUCAGUGAAUGCUACAAUCUGCAUGGAGUUCUAGUGUACACUACGGAGCAAUUUUAUGGUUGGCCGCAGAACUCCCCCGGCUGUAGUACUGUGCCCACCUCGCCAUGCUGGCCUGUUUGCAGAGGAGGCAAAACCCUCAACCCCAGCACCCAGUGUGUGCCAGCAAGACCCUGGAGCCACCGCAAGCCCUUGGACGGAAAUGUGAACUAGUAGUGCCCACACACUCCCCUCGCUACCCCACUGCGGCAGAACUUGAUGCCUAUGCUCAGAAGACAGCCAACAGCCCACUGUCCAUCAAGAUCUUCCCCACCAACAUCAGGGUUCCCCAGCACAAGCACCUUAACCGGACUGUAAAUGGAUACGACACCACAGGCCAACGCUAUAGUCCCUACCCACACCUCCACACAGGGGGCUACCAGGGCCUCCUUGCUAUUGUUAAGGCUUCAUCAUCAUCGUCAUCGUCAACAUCCGCCUUCGUCUCUUCAAAAGGUGUUCUCAAGAACUCAGAAGGCAGACGGACUAAGCUCUCGCCAGCCCACAUAGCUGUUGCCCCAUACCCACCUCCUAGUAGUAGCACUUUAGCCAGUGGCCAUGGCCAAAUGGUAUACCACACUGGGCCCUCAAAACCUCCAGAAGGCCCCAGACUGUCAGUGCCCCCAAACGUCACUGUAGCUGGCUCAGUGAUUCCUGUAACAGGGGGACGAGGCCUGGCCUUGCCCACACAAUCCAACCUUCCCUCCAUCCAGAGCAUCAUCUAUCAGAUCAACCAACAUUGCCAGGCCCAGGCUCUGCAGCAGGUGUGUCAAGGGGCUGCCACUGCACCGUCAAAUUCCAGCCCAUCCAAGCAGGGCACAGCUGUCAUGGGGGUCUCUUCUAGCUCCUCCGGAGGCUAUGUGGUAGGAAUGGGGCCCCAAGCUAACAUGGUAUAUACAGGGCCCGGACUGCAGGCUCAAAAUUCAGAGGCAAUGAAGACUGGUGUGUACACAGAUGGCAUGGACUAUAUACUGUGGCAGAAGCAGCAGCAACAACAGCAGCAACAGCAGCAGCAGCAACAAGCUGUGCUCCGCAUGUACAGUGGAGGCAGUGGAGGAGGGGGCGCCAUCAGCAAGUCCCCAGAAACUUGUGUUCCAGGAGGAGGGAUUAUGGGGGCCCAAGUGUCCUCCUCUUCUUCUAGACCUUACCACAUGACAGCGAGUGCUAGCGGAGGAGGUGGGCUGGACAAAGUCAGUUCUUCCCCUUUGAACUGCGUGGGUAUGCAUGGAAACUUCUCAGUGGGUCAAUACUUUGCACCGCCAUGGAACAGCGUGCUGGUGACACCUGACAGUGACUGCUACAAUCCCCAAGAGCUUUUGGGCACCUCCACUGGAGGGCCAGCCACAGGACACAGAGAGAUGGGCUACCCUCACCACCAUCACCACUACCACCAUCAUCAUCACCACCCUGCUAUAGACAGCGGGGGAGGCUUGUGCUGCAGCCUACCCAGCAAGAGCUUGUGCAACACGUCUGUGCUGAGCAGCAGCUUGCAGUCUCUGGAGUACCUGAUCAACGACAUCCACCCACCCUGCAUCAAGGAGCAGAUGCUUGGCAAAGGCUACGAGACUGUGUCUGUGCCACGUCUGUUAGACCACCAGCAUGCACACAUCCGCCUCCCUGUUUACAGAUAGAGGGGGAAGAAGAGGAAAAGAAUCAAGAGUUGUGAAUUUGUGAAGAAAUUCAAAGUUUUAAAAAACAGAUGUUUUUUGGGGGGGUUGAUGCGAGUGCCACUGCUUUAACUAGUGUGGGUGCUUAGAGAAGAGCAGUUGUUGUGCUGUGUGGCCCUAGGUUUGGUGGUUUCAAGGUAGGCUGUGGGAAUCCCGAAUACUCAAAAGUGGUAGUGAUUUCCAGUGGAAAAGAAAAGGGAUUUCAAGAUUCUCCUGAUAUUCCAUUGUGUGGUUUGCCAAUAGGAUUUUGAAUUAAUUAAUUUUUUUUUUGACUCCUCUUUUUUUUUUUUUUUUUUUUUCCUUUUCACAUGCCUGAACGUGUUUUGAUGAGAAUCAUAGCUUGACAUGAAGUGCAUAAGCCACUUGUAUCCCCAUUCUAAAUACUAAGGAUGAAGCUACUGUGUAGGUUGUCACUGAAAUGGUCACAAAGGACCAAUAUUUAGGGCUGCUCUCAAAAUCCAAAACUCUGUAACAGUACACACAUGAACACAUACAAAACAAAUAUACUGACAAAUACGAAGAUUAUAGGCUGGACUCGGGUGUUACGUACAAGGAUCAUAAGGUUGAAUUAAAAGGAUAGUACAAUAUUAGUUAUUAUUGCUGUUAUAAUUGAUACAUAAAUUGCACUGCUUGAAUUUUGUUAACUUUGAAGUUUGGAAUUGGGUAGUUUGGAUAUGAUAUAUUUAAGAAACUUGAAAAACUUGAACCUAUUUUUUGUUGUUUGAUAUAUUUGUAGGUAUAUUAUAUGUAUUGGCUGCUACGGGGAAAGUGUCUCAAAUGCUUUUUUUUUUAAUUUUUAUUUUAUUAUUUUCCACUUUUUGUUUUUAUGAUUUAAUAAUUUCUCCUCUGGCUGAUGUGCAGUUUCUUAUGUCCUGGUGUGAGGCAUAGUUGCUGCUUUGGUUCUGUAAGAACCUGUUUGGAGAGCUCUUUUUUUUUUUUUUCCUAACCAACACUGGAUUCUACAAUAAAUACUUAUUUAAAAAGAAAACAUUGCAAAAAAACAAAAACAAACUAAAAAACAAGAAAAAGAAUUGUUACAAUGAAGAAUGUGACUGGGAGGUUAUCUGCAUAACCUUACAUGUAUGAUAAUGCGUGUAUGUGGCUGAGUGCAUGUAUGUGUGUGCUUUUUUUAAAAAAAAAAAUGUGUUCUUCAAAAUCCUCAGACUUUUUUCUUUUUUAAAAAAAUAAAUUCUGUCAUUACAAGAUUUUUACCACCAAGACUGAAAGACUGAGUCACCAGUUCCAUAAACAUUAUAUCUGCAUAAUGUAUAGGAGAUACCCCCACCCCCAUUUUUUUUUUUGGGAGGCUUUAGAUUUUCAGUGGAGCUAGGGAGCAUUUUCUCAUGUGACUCCUUUAUAAGUGUAUUUACAGCACUACAGCCUCUUCAUCUGUCAGGUACUAUCAUCAUGAGAAAGUGGUGGAAACAAAUGGAGAUCAUAUCUUCGGGGUGCUAUUCACCCCUAAUCCUGCAAACAAAAACAAAUGAAAACAAUCAUGCCCUGUCCUCUGGCAUCAGAUGAAAUGAGACUAAGCUCACUGCUUUUCAUUGUCCAUUUCAGCCCCUGGUUGGGGUGCGUUUAGCCCAGGCCGGUCUUAACUUGAUGAUUCAGAGCAGUGAAAUAUUUAUUAUGACUGUGAGAUUCCCUUGAAUGUACUGCACUUAAAUUACUGCGAUGUUUUAUUGCCUUGUGGGACUCAAGUGAAAGAGAAAAAUUGGAUCAGUGCAGCAGUCCUCUGGUCUUAAAUUAGCAUUUCUUUUGUCAGUCAAAUUUGAGUAGUAAAUUGAAUUUAUUAACUGCAGAGGGAGAAAGAACCAGAGCUUUGUUGUGGGGAAAUACUGGCAUUAGUCUAGAUUUAUGAAGUGCAAUUAUUAUGACUGUAUUAACAUUUUUUUCUCUGAGCUUACACCAAAAAAAUGUAAACUACAGUUGUCAAUACAUUCCCAAUGUACCACAUCCCUAAUCCUUAUCCAUCUUUUGUUUUGAGGUGUAAAAUAAAUUUCUUUAAAAAUUUA
Messenger RNA from Archocentrus centrarchus (flier cichlid), 4558 nucleotides. RefSeq names its product family with sequence similarity 222 member Aa (gene fam222aa). The transcript has 3 exons. The record is from RefSeq and is a predicted model, not a curated record. Lineage: Eukaryota; Metazoa; Chordata; Actinopteri; Cichliformes; Cichlidae. The coding region runs from base 948 to 2507 and encodes 519 amino acids.